AUAAGAAACACGAGGUCAGCACGAUGGUGUUUUCAUCACUCGGAAAAUACAUCUGCAGGUGUCAAAAUGGGCACGUCAAGUGAGGAAAAGCCGACACAGCCAGACCCUGAUCCAGCUGAGAAUGAGAGCGAGAAUGAGACACAGGAUGUGGAGGGAGGAGGGUUUAGUGAUUAUCUGCGCAUAUUCAAAUACGCCGACAAAUGGGACUGGACGCUCAACACCAUCUCGCUCAUCGCCUCCAUCGCGUCCGGCUCCGUCAUGCCCCUAAUGACAAUCGUCUUUGGCCAAUUCACGACGAAAUUCAGCAACUUCUCGACGGGCUCUUCCGACCCCGACCAAUUCAAGUCCGACGUCAACAGGUUCUCCCUCUGGUUCAUCUACCUCUUCAUCGCCAAGGCCGUGCUGAGCUAUAUCGCCACAAUGACGAUCACGAUAUCCGCGAUCCGCACGACAAGGUCAAUCAGACAGGCGUUUCUGGAGCAUCUGCUGCGCAUGGAGAUUUGGCAUUUCGAUUUACCCGGCAACGGGGCGCCCGCGACACAGGUGACCACGAAUGCGAAUCGGAUUAACACGGGUAUUGCGGAGAAGUUGUCGCUGGCCGUGCAGGCUGUCGCGAUGUUCGGGGCGUCGUUUAUUAUCGCCAUUGUGAUUCAGUGGAAGCUGGCGCUGAUUACACUCAGCGCUGUGCCGGUCAUCCUCAUCAUCACGAUGAUCUGUAUCGCUAUCGAUGCCGGGCUGGAGACGAAGAUUGUGCGAUUAUACUCGCAGGGCGCGGUGUUAGCACAGGAGGUGCUAUCGUCCAUCAAGACCGUGCAUUCGCUCUGGGCGCAGGAGAGGAUGAUCGCCUCGUAUGAUGAGUACUUGUGUCGAGCGCGCGAAGAGGGGAAUAAAAAGUCGCUGAAUUACGGUGUCAUGUUUUCGGUGGAGUACUUUUGCGUGUAUUCGGCUACGGCGUUGGCGUUUUGGCAGGGUUUUCGCAUGUUUCGGAGUGGGGAGGUCGAGGAUAUUGGGAAGAUAUUUACGGUUGUGCUGUCGGUGAUGAUUGCGUCGUCGUCGAUUACGGUUCUUGCGCCGCAGAUCACGGCACUCACGAAUGCAGCCGCUGCUGCGUCGGAGUUGUUUGGGAUUAUGGAUAAGAAGUCUUCAUUAGAUCCGCUAGCUGAGGGUGGUGUGAAGAAGGAUAACGAUAGCUGCACUGGACAAAUCGAAGUAUCCAACGUCGACUUCGCCUAUCCCUCACGACCUGCUGCGCGGGUUCUGCACAACUUCAACAUUUCCAUUCCGGCUGGAAAGACCACCGCGUUAGUUGGAGCCAGUGGAUCAGGAAAGAGUACCAUGAUCGGGCUGCUGGAGCGCUGGUAUACACCGUUAUCCGGGAGUAUCAAGAUGGACGGGGUGGAGAUUGCGGAUUACAAUACGAAAUGGCUGCGGACGAGGGUGCGGCUGGUGCAGCAGGAGCCUGUGCUCUUCCGGGGAACAAUCUUUGAGAAUGUGGCUAAAGGGUUGGUGGAGGAGCAGAAGAUGUUGUCGCGUGAGGAACAGGUCAAGUUGGUGGAGGAGGCGUGUAGAGCGAGUUAUGCGCAUGAUUUUAUCCUUGAGCAACCAAAGGGCUACGACACAUUCGUCAGUGAAAGAGCCGGCACUCUCAGCGGCGGCCAGAAACAGCGCAUCGCCAUCGCACGCAGCAUCGUAUCCAAUCCGACAAUCCUCCUCCUCGACGAAGCAACCAGCGCUUUAGAUCCCAAGUCUGAAAAGGUGGUGCAGGAAGCACUCAAUCAUGUUUCCAAGGGAAGAACGACUAUUGCCAUUGCGCAUCGACUGUCGACAAUCAAAGAUGCGGAUAGUAUUGCCGUCAUGGCGAAUGGGUGUGUGGUGGAGCAGGGGACGCAUGACGAACUCGUAGCGAGAGAUGGGCAUUAUGCGAAGCUGGUGAGAGCGCAGGAUUUAGGAAACUAUUCGAAUGGCGAUGAAUGGAGUAGUUCGGAGGAUGUGGAAGAGGAGGAGAUGCUGUCUGUCAAGCAGACGGUGUCGAGCAAAACGGUCACUGCGGACGCCAUCCAGGCUGACGAGGGGAUGAAGGACAAGUCGCUGAUAACAUGCAUCUUCCUGAUGCUCCUCGAGCAGAAGUCGCUCUUCCUGACUAUCUCCAUCGCCCUCAUCGCCUGUGUUGCUGCUGCUGGCACAUUCCCCGGCCAGGCAGUGCUUUUCUCUCGCCUCAUCAAUGCCAUCGCCAUCGAUCCGGAUGCCAACAACACAGCCAACUUUUACUCGCUCAUGUUCUUCGUCGUGGCACUGGGCAAUCUAGUCGUUUACUUUGUCCUUGGAAUACUCUCAAAUAUCAUCGCUCAGUCCGUCACGCACCGCUAUCGACUGGAGAUGUUCCAACACAUGAUCCACAUGGACAUGGCGUUCUUCGACAGACCAGAGAACAGCUCCGGGGCGCUGACAUCCAAGCUAUCCACUGGUCCUGCCAGCCUCCAAGACCUGAUGUCGUUCAACCUGUUCGUGAUUGUCGUUAUCGUUGUGAACGUCGUCGCGAGCAGCUGUCUGGCGUUAGGCUAUGGCUGGAAACUCGGCCUUGUCGUGGUCUUUGCUGGGCUGCCACCACUUAUUGGAUCUGGAUAUCUUCGCGUGCGUCUGGAGACAAAGCUUGACGAUGACAAUGCAGCUCGAUUUGCAGAAAGUGCUGGCCUUGCCAACGAAGCCGUCGGCGCCAUUCGAACGGUUGCAUCGCUAACAUUAGAAUCCGGCUUCAUCGAGCAAUAUACCCACAUGCUAGCUGGCGUUGCAUCACGGUCCAUCCGCGUUCUAUCCUGGAUCAUGAUCCCCUACGCUUUGUCCCAGUCUCUGGAAUUCCUGGUGAUGGCACUAGGCUUCUGGUAUGGGUCUCGUCUGUUGGCGAAUGGAGAGUACACGACGGAGCAGUUCUACGUGAUCUUUAUCGGAGUCAUCUUUGCCGGACAGGCAGCGGCGCAGUUCUUUGGCUUCUCCACGAGCUUGACCAAGGCGAAGACGGCUGCAAAUUAUCUAUUCUGGCUGAGGAGCGUGAAGCCGGUUGUACAAGAGACGGACGAGAAUAAGGAUAAUGGGCCAGACAGUGAUACUACGCUGGCACUGACGGACGUCGAGUUCAGCUAUCCACAGCGCGAGGAUCGAGUACUCAAAGGUGUCUCGAUGAAUAUCCAACCCGGCCAGUUCGUCGCCUUCGUCGGCGCAAGCGGAUGCGGCAAAUCCACCCUCGUUUCUCUCCUCGAACGAUACUACGACCCAACAUCCGGCACCAUCGCCAUCGGCAACAAAGACAUCAAAUCUCUCUCCCCCCGUCUCUACCGCUCCCACAUCUCCCUCGUCCAACAAGAACCCGUCCUCUACCAAGGCACAGUGAAAGACAACAUCACCAUGGGCCUCUCCACCGCCCCCACCGACGACCAGCUCCACAAAGCCUGCCACCAAGCCAACGCAUUCGACUUUAUCGUCUCUCUUCCACAAGGCUUUAACACGCCCUGCGGUGCGCGGGGGAUGUCCUUCUCCGGCGGGCAACGACAACGCAUUACUAUUGCGCGAGCGUUAAUCCGCAAUCCGCAGCUGUUGCUACUCGAUGAAGCGACGUCCGCGUUGGACACGCAGUCUGAGAAACUGGUGCAGGCGGCGCUGGAUGAAGCGGCCAAGGCGGGGAGGACGAUGAUUGCCGUUGCGCAUCGGCUGUCGACGAUACGAGGGGCGGAUGUGAUUUAUGUGUUUGCGGGUGGGAGGAUAGUCGAGAUGGGGACGCAUGAGGAGUUGCAGAGGCUACGGGGGAGGUAUUAUGAGAUGUGUCUUUCGCAGUCGUUGGAUAGAGCUGUAUAGACUGUUUGUUGUAUGUAAUGUUUGAUAUACCCAUAGAGUAAUAGUGAAUGCAAAGAAGUAAUAUCUGCC
This is a messenger RNA of Aspergillus wentii DTO 134E9, 3915 nucleotides long. Its product is annotated as ABC transporter ATP-binding protein. Gene Ontology annotation, molecular function: ABC-type transporter activity; ATP hydrolysis activity; ATP binding. Gene Ontology annotation, biological process: transmembrane transport. Gene Ontology annotation, cellular component: membrane. Bases 67 to 3846 code for a protein of 1259 amino acids. The record is from RefSeq and is a predicted model, not a curated record. Lineage: Eukaryota; Fungi; Ascomycota; Eurotiomycetes; Eurotiales; Aspergillaceae. The transcript has 5 exons.